AUGCUCGCGCAACAUCAAUCUGGAAACACGCUACCCGUGGGUCGGAUCUGGCGAGAGAUUCGCUUCCCACGGCUCGGUUCCGGCGAGGCCCCCACACACGUAGUUAACGAAGCUCAGCAGACUGCCGCCCGAGAGGCUCAACGCCUCGCCGCUGAGGAGACGCUGAGGCUUAUCCAGACUGGAAUGACCGCGGAAAGGUUUGAUAAUAUGACCAUCACCGCUGAAGCCACAGAAGCUGUUACUGAGGCUGUUACCACCGACGACACUGGGCAUGUCGUUGCUGAUGAAGCUGUUGCUGUCAUUGCCGCUGUCGAUGACAUCUCCGAGACUUACACGGCUAGCCGGGUCGAGGAGAUUAUCAACGAUGCAGUAGCUGACGCUACAGCGGCUAUCGAUGAUGUGGACGAUGCGACCAUCGAACCGAACAGCCCGCAGACCUGUUGCCUUUACAAGCACAGAUCACGCCUACAACUAUUGGAAGAGACCCAAAUAGUCAUAGCCGACCAAUAUGAAUCAGAUGAUGAAAUUUGCGCCACCGUCGGCGAAGUCAAAGCUCGAGGCAGCCACAACAACAAACGACCUCAAUCUGGCAGCCAACGAUCCAACACUGCAGAGCAAUCCAUUUCAAACUAUCAUGCCGUCGCCGGCGCAACACCUUCAGGCUUCUACAAUAGAACAAGUCUUUUAAGCGAUACGAGAAAUCCUAUUGCCUUUGCCGAGCUGGAAGUUGAAGACUUGGAGAUUCUCGAUGCCGAGAAUUAUGGCCAUACCCCUUCGUUACCGGCGUCGACAUAUGACGAGAUUCUCCGCAACUAUUGGCUGCCGAUACUCCAAGUCGUCUUUCAUAUGAUUGAGCUCGACCGAUUGAGCGUGCGCUCGGUGUGGCUUACCCGAGUUAUGGUACUGGAUGUGAUCGGAACAGUCUAUAGUGGGGAUAAGCGUCUACUGGAUCUCGGGCUUACUAUUGUAGGCGCAGUCGUGACGCAAUGUCGACAGAAUGGCUAUCUAAAACACACCUCGCCUGAGCUCAACAUUCACGAUAUCAAGAGUCGAGGUGACCUGGAACGCGUGUGGGAGCUCUGGUGUCGUGAAGAGUCGUGUCGGAGACUGGUAUACGGAAUCUGGAUUCUUCAGUGCCAGUUAGCUCUGAACUUUGACGUUGGGUCAAAUAUGCGGAUGAACGAGCUUCUAAAGCCUUUACCCUGCGAUGAGGAGCUCUGGGAGGCGUCUAAUGCGGAAAUAUGGCUGUCUCGGUUCCAAAACCACGCUAUGGCCUACGAUCCCCCAGCCUCUGCAGUGCCCUAG
Molecule: messenger RNA, 1305 nt
Organism: Penicillium macrosclerotiorum
Lineage: Eukaryota; Fungi; Ascomycota; Eurotiomycetes; Eurotiales; Aspergillaceae
Exons: 9
Coding region: 1-1305 (434 amino acids)
Biological process (GO): DNA-templated transcription; regulation of transcription by RNA polymerase II
Cellular component (GO): chromatin
Molecular function (GO): zinc ion binding; RNA polymerase II cis-regulatory region sequence-specific DNA binding; DNA-binding transcription factor activity, RNA polymerase II-specific
Source: RefSeq, a predicted model, not a curated record